CGCAUGCUGUCAUGGGACAUUUGCUUUGGCUUUGUUAUUCUAAUACAAAUAAAGUUUAUGCUGCCUUCAUGGAAGUCACUUAUAUUCUACUUUGGUUCCGUUUCUACUAUAUUAGUUAUAUAGCAAAUGGUGGAAAGAAAUACACUCAACACCGGAUUGCAACUCAAAACGGGAAAAUACAGCAAAAGAUUGAAUAA
This is a messenger RNA of Meloidogyne enterolobii, 197 nucleotides long. The record is from the annotation of a GenBank genome assembly. Lineage: Eukaryota; Metazoa; Nematoda; Chromadorea; Rhabditida; Meloidogynidae.